AAAACAGCAGAUACUAGUUGAAUAAAAACAAUUUAGACCCUAUUAAAGCAUGAUGAGCAAGAGGGGUUAAAGCACAGCAUUAGAAGCAAGCGAAUGUGUUAGCGACCCAUCUGCCGCGACUGGAGCGCAAGGUGCACAGUGUCAGUUCCCGCAGUGCCGGCGGCCCAUAUACUGCAUAUAAAUACAUGUUAUUGCUUUCACUGGUUCAGAUGAGAUCUCUGUUCUUCCAGAGCACCUGAUGGCAUAUUGUCUCCAGACACAGCGAGAUGCACGUCCUCCCACUGCUGCAAGAUCGCACUCUGUGUGUGUCUGGAUCUGUGCAAGGGCAGAAAGAUGAGCUUUUUCUUUCCAACAGAGCUGAACGUAUAAACACACCAAGUGCUGAAUCAAUGCUGUCACGUCCCUAGCCCCUUCAUUAGCAACAGGCACAAUGAUGUAGAGCAGCCUGGCACCAGCAGGUGAUUGGGGAUUUCGAUAAGUUCCAUAGAAGGCUGUUGCUGCUGGUGAUAUGCAUGUGCCUUUCCAAGUCAUUUCUCCCCUUCCUUUACCCUCCUCUGCCUCCACCUCCUCAGCUCCUUCUUGAUCUUCUCCCCAUACAGCUCAGAGCUGCCAAUGCGCCAGGAUAGAGCGAUCUCGGUGCCGGGGAUGACGCAGAAGAGCGAGCUCCCCCCAAAAAGUGUUCCAGGACGAAGAUGGCGGCAACUUAGCACAGGACCAAGAUGACUGUGGCCAUCAGGAGGCAAAACCCAGGGUAUUCCGCCCAGUUCGCGAAAGAAAAGACGCCAGGCUGAAGCCUGUCGCCAGUGCGAUCUGUUGAAAUCGUUCUGCGGCUCGUCAGCCAGAGCAAGGGGGAGGCUGAUGAAAGUGCUUUGCGGGAAAGGAGCGGUUUCAGCAGGAGGAAGGGAAAAGACAUGCAGUCAGUGGGAGCGCUAUGGAUAACCGCGAUCUGACAAUGCCUGCUGCUGGCUUCAACUCUUCCUGUGCCCCAUUACUUGGAUGGAUCUAGCUCGGAUGAGCAUCAGCACUGCGAGAAGUCCAAUCCUGCCGUAGGGAAGCGCUGUGCCAAGCGCAAAGGAAGCCAAGGUAACCAGGGAGAAGCCAACCUACCCCCAAGUCAAUGAAUAUUGUGGUGACCCUGACAAAGGAGCCCUCACGGUGGAGUCAGCCACAGCAGCGCCUUCCCAAAAUAUGACCAAGGGUGCUUGGAUGUGUCGGCAGUAUGAUGACAGCUUAAAAAUCUGGUUUGCACCCCGGGAGAACGAAAAACCUUUUACUGAUUCAGAGAGGGCUCAGAAAUGGCGACUGUCUUUAGCAUCUCUCUUGUUUUUCACAGUCCUGCUUUCUGAUCAUUUGUGGUUCUGUGCUGAGGCCACAUUGACAAGGACCAGAGACAAAGAGCAGGACACCGUAGUGUUACCCAGUAUGGCUCAUCAAUUCCCAUCAGUGGAAGGACAUUCACUUUCACCUACCCUUCAAUCAUCUCAAAAGAGCCUCAGAAAAGGCAAAAAAGCUAUUUUUCUAGGAAAUUCUACCAAACCUUUGUGGCUAUUAGAAGCGUCUUACCCACAUAGUCCAUUUGGUCAAUGUUUUAGUGUCGAUGAUGCAGAAUCUGUCUGUAGGAACCUGAGUGAGGGGGCAAGGAAUAAGCCCACUCACUUCAACAUGAGUAAUUUUUACCUACCGUUUUGUAAUUCCUAUACACUUUCGGAUUUGUUUUUUGGAUUCUCAAAUCCGGACACAUUCAACUGUAGUGGGGAUGUGGUGGAGAAAGGGGAUGUAGCUGGGUGCAGGCAAUGCGUCCAAGCCUACCAACUAUACGACCAGCACGCUCAGGAGAAAUAUGAGGAGUUUGAGGUUUUGCUACAGAAAUAUUUGCAAUCGGACGAGUAUUCUGUAAGAUCCUGCUCUGAAGAAUGCAAGGCUGUCUAUAAGUCCUGGCUAUGCUCUCAGUAUUUUGAAGUCACCCAGUCAGAAUGCAGUAGCAAAAUCCCAUGCAAGCAAUACUGUUUGGAGGUACAAAAAAGAUGUCCCUUUAUCUUACCAGAUAAUGAUGAUGUUGUCUAUGGAGGCCUAUCAAGUUUCAUAUGUACAGGGCUGUAUGAAAAUUUUCCAACCAAUGCAGAACCAGAAUGCUGUGAUGUCAGAUGGGAAUUAUUAGCAGACGAGCAAUCCAAAGGGACUAAAAAACCAUAUGACUCUUCGUUUCGUCACAGGACACCCACAGCUUCAUCAGCAUCCAGACUGUGUAACAGCAGACUUAAACUGUGUGUUCUUGUACUGAUACUCUUACAUACAGUACUAACAGUUUCAGCAGCACAAAACUCAACAGCACCGGGUUUUGGAAGCAUAAUACUGGAAGACAAUUCAACAAAUGAGGAAUAGGGGAAAAAAGGAUUUACUUAAACAAAAUAUAUAUACACAAUUGGCCCACUCCAGAAAGUUACCACAGUCAAUGGCAAAAGAAGCGAGGUGUUUGUACCUUAUAACCAAUUUUCUCAUGGCAUUCUGGAUACAGCUGAAAUAUUUGGGCCUCAUUCCAAAUUUUAAGGACACAAAGGAACAGCUUUUUAUUGACUAAAAGGCUGUAUGAUGACUUUAAAUUUCUCACUCCAUUUUAUACGCUGUGUUUUAACGUCUGGAUUUUUUUUCUUUGUUUGAUUUUGCUCUUGUUAAUACAGGAAUUAUUUUUGGAAAGGUUUCGGAAAGCUAAACCUUUUCACUGUCUAUAUAUUUCUAGCCAUUCUAUGUAUUCAUCUGAUAACAUUGUCUUUUUUUGUCUUGUUAGUUUCUACUCUUUGGGAAAUGAAUGCUGUGAAUACAUCCAUAGCAAACAAAACUGAAAGUUACUGUCCAUUUUUUUUUCAUCAAACCAUUCUUUUACUCAUCUCCCCAAAGCAAAAAUAAAACAAACAUCUGCUUGGUUCUGUCUGUGUAAUCACAAUGAAUGGGUGCACACUACUGUGGUGUGCCUCUGCCACUGUUGCACAAAUCAGCUGACUGAGUAAAACCAAUAGCAGGGAGGGGGGCUAAUUGUCGUCAAAGUACAAUUCCUGCCAUCCUCAGCCAGCCAUUACUGUUUUCUUCUUAAUAGGGUUGGAAUUAUAAAUUGGUUACAGCUAGGUCACAUGUCCCCUACAUCUACCCUUCAGACUACUGUUGGGAGAGGGUCAUUAAUCUAAUACAUUGAUAAAUAAAUCUCUCCUAAGAGAGUUGGACAGUUACCCAGUUUUUACAUGAAUCUAUAACAAACUGUGUUGCUCCAGUUCCCAUUUAAAAUGUCCAGUCUUUAACUGGUCAGUUGAACAGGAGCAGCCUUUAGGAUUCAGUAUGUGGAACCAGUUGAGCUCAGUGAGUAAAAUGGUUGAUGACCUUCACAUUGGAGGUAAAGUGUUGGCAUUCAUUGUGAAUUACGUUUUAAUUUCUGCUGCAGUCACCUUUUAACCAGCUUAUAAUGACAUACUGAAGUGGAAUGUUUGUAAAGCAGGUUCAGAAAUGGGGUUUAGACUUUUCAAAUAUAUUUUUUUAGUCAAUGAAAACAGCAAGUACCAUGCAUCUAAGUCUGAUAAAAGUGUGUUUUUAUAGAAUGAAUUAUUUUGUAAAUGUGCAAUUCUUCUCAGCUAUGUCCUUUGUUCGAUCCAGUCCAACAUCACCAAAAUGACUGAUCGCCAUAAAGCUUUAGAAGGACAUUAGUAAUACAUGGAGUUAGACUCCUUACACAUACUUGUGUAGAUUUUAUUUAUGUUUAUCUUCAGUAUGGGUGCUGUUCAGUGCAUUAGAGCACACUGCUAUGGAGCUUGAUACAAAAGCAAGUUUCAUCACAGUAAAUUCAUUGGUAUCAGUAUGAGAUCCUGCAUGCUCAUCAUGAUAUACUGGUAAAAUGGUGAAUGUUUUGACGAAUGCCAUCCAUGAUCCUUUUUUGCAUUCAACUGUGAAUCCUUUUUCAUUCACAAUUCAAGAAAUCAUGGGAUUCUACCACAUGAAGGUAUUAUGGAUUAAGAGCAUGUCAUCUUCAUGUGAAAAUGAAAAAUUGUACAAAAUAUUGGAUUUUUAAAAUCAAUACAAAAUAAUUAUUUAUAUGGUAAAUCCUCCAUUAAUAUAGGUAUUAAUACUUUUAGUUCAUAUAUUUUUAAGCUGGGGACAUGUCAUUUUACCCCCAAGAGAAGGUGAUUUUGUUUUCUUUGUUAUAGUUUACAGUAAACUCUAUGGAAGGAAAAGUUAUAAGGGCUGUUAAAAAAAAACAAAAAAUAAAAACAUUCCUUCCUGUUCUAGAAAUUGCACUUCAGAGAUGUUUGUAGCCGACAUAUGAAGAAAUUCCAAGGGAAUGUUUUCUAAGCAAACUAAUAUGGUGUGGCCACUUCAUUACAGCAAGGUCACCUUUUUAUAUGGUUAGUUAUUGUCAUUUAGUCCUGGUAUGUCUAUUAUGUGGUCCUCCAUGUGUUGUCAAAUGCAGCUCCUAGCAGUCUCAGGAGUCCUCCACUCUAUUAGAAUGCUUGCUGUUGCAGAUGGACAGCUGGACAACCCCAUAUUGGGCAUCCCUGGUCUAGCCUCUUUGUCAUGUAAUACCAGAAAAACAUUUAAAAGUAUUUAUACUAUGCAUUUUUCACAUGAAAAAGUCUUCUCCUGAAUUUUUAUCAGAAAAGACACGUUUAAAUGUGAUUCUGGAGGUAACUGUAUAUAUAUUGAUGCAAUAGGAAGAAAAUGCACCAGUAAAAAAAGAGAAAUGUUCUUUUGUUUACUUCUGUUCUAUUAUCCAUCACUGAUUUCAAGACCAUUUUUUUUAGACAUGAACAUGGUGCUUUUUCUUGGGGUGGGCAGAUUGUGACUUUAUUUAAUCUCUGCAAAAAGAUUUGUAGAACGAAAAAAUAAAAAUAUAAAAAGCCUUAAAUAAUGCUAGAAUGUAGAUCUUUAGUAGAUAGUGUAUUUAAAUAUAGUGGAGCAAUAACUGGGUAGUACUUUAGUACUGUAGAAAAGAGUCAGGACAGGGCGCUGUACAAAAAGCACUUACUAGGUGAGCUCUUGUUCAACUGAUCUACUAUUUAAGUGUUUAUGGUCAGUAAACAGUUUGUUAUAACCUUUAUCUACCUCUGCUGGGCAAAGGCCAUUCAACAUUUUUUUUUUGAGUGAUGUGUUGUGUAUAUUUUGUGUCAUACCAAAUCCAUGCUCAUCUACCUUUUUACAUAAUACACCUUUACAGUAGCACGGAUCUUCGAAACCAUAUGAAGACAGUGGUUCUUUGCAUUCUCAGAAUAAUUCAAUAAUAUUUUUGGAUACUCUUGAGCUGCUGUAUACCCUGACGUUGUCACUGGUAAAUAAAACUGUUUAUUUUAUUCCUUGCUUCUGUUUUGACGUACAAAUAAUGUUCAGUAAUUUAGCUGAAAGCUGCAUAAUCCUAUAUGUUGUAAACAGGUGAACACCCCUCUCUGAAAAGGAAGCAUAGAAUGUGUACAUUCUGUGACAGUACUGAUAUGAUGUUGAAAAGAAAAGUUCAGUUCAAUCAAACUCUUAUGCUUUUUGUGGGGUCAGGACAUAAGUGAACUUCAGCUUGCCUUGUGAAACCUGACUACGUAAUAUUACCUAACUGGCCAUAUGGCAGCUACCUUUCACAACGGUGACCUAGAACUGUUUUCCAAACAUAUAUAUAAGUGGAAAAAAAACACUUCUAAAUUUUAAAAACAAUAUUGAUAUGUUUCAUCUAGUUUUAUAAGUUCAUCAUUAUCUUCUCUAGGGAGCUUAAACCAUGUUAUUUUUGAAACCUGAGGCAUAGGGAUAUGAAAUGCUUUGGCCAAGGUCUCAAGACACUCACACUGAAGUCACACCCCUAUGUCCUUUCCACUGUGCCGCAAUUUGUAUUGCCUUACAUUUCAGUAUCCUAAGAUCACAAUAGUGAUAGGCAGACCUAUGUAUACUGUAUGUAUUUGCUCAAUUUGUAUUGGUAGAAUACUACAUUUUUGUAUUUGUUUUCCAAAUUUUACAUUUCAUUCAAGAAGAAAUCAAUCACUUGUGAAAAAUAAUAUGUAUUACAUACAGGAGCAAGAAGUAAUUACAGUCUUACUUACCAAUCAGGUAUUGUCAUUGCUAGUCUAUUGCCUAUUUAUGUCUGACUGACCUUCCCUUAUGUAACCUUAAUGCAGUUUUUAAUUGUAUGUUCUUUUUCUUUUUUUUGUUCAUUUUGUCUUGGUUUCCUUUAUAAAAUGUAUUUUUCUUUUAUAUGAGAUUAAGGGAUGGCUACUACUGUAUAAAGUGUUAUCUUUAUCAACACAGUACUUCCAGUUUAGCAGUGUGGUAUGCAUCUCCCAUUUGGAGACAGAUAUAAAACUGCAAGCAGACAAAAACAUGCAUUGGAACUGAAACACAGUAAUCAUGUAUGAUGCAGACUUCAUCCCAUCCCUUUGCCAUCAGUAAUAGUUUUAAAGCACAGAUUUGAGCAUGCUUGUGUUGUGUGCAUCUUACUUUGCCAGAAUGAAUUUGCAUCUUGCCACCAUUGUAACUUCCAUCUUUUCUCCACUCCCCCAUUCUGUAUGCCAAUACAUACAUGAUUAAAAAUGUCAAAAAAAUCAAAAUACAAAAUAAUAUUUCUGCAAGUCCAAA
Molecule: messenger RNA, 6588 nt
Organism: Xenopus tropicalis (tropical clawed frog)
Lineage: Eukaryota; Metazoa; Chordata; Amphibia; Anura; Pipidae
Gene: nalf1
Product: NALCN channel auxiliary factor 1
Exons: 3
Coding region: 1189-2382 (397 amino acids)
Cellular component (GO): membrane
Source: RefSeq, a predicted model, not a curated record